Aethina tumida (small hive beetle) is the source of this 15121-nucleotide messenger RNA. RefSeq names its product transmembrane protein KIAA1109 homolog (gene tweek). Gene Ontology annotation, biological process: synaptic vesicle endocytosis. The transcript has 37 exons. The coding region runs from base 40 to 14970 and encodes 4976 amino acids. Lineage: Eukaryota; Metazoa; Arthropoda; Insecta; Coleoptera; Nitidulidae. The record is from RefSeq and is a predicted model, not a curated record.
AGUAACGAUGUAACCACCGCCCCACAACAUAACGUAAAAAUGGAAUCGUACAGCAUGGACCAGGUCCAUGCGGAGUCCUGGAACUCGACCAGCAUCGAGAACAUAACAGACAUUAAAAUGGACUCGACGAAAUUGAUGUUGUUGUCCAGCCUCGCAUUCGCCAUAGGCUGGGUGGUUUACAUCACUUACUACAAUUCCCGGGUCGUCGGUUAUAUACUGACGAAAAUAAUUAACAGGCUCUUCAUCAGUGACGGGUGUUUCAAAAUAGGGUCAUUGAAUAUUAAUGCUUUAGCAGGGAAGAUUAUGUUCAGGGAUGUGGUUUAUAUUACCCAUGAUUAUAGUAUUAGGGUGCAGGAUGGCUAUUUGAUAUUCAGGUGGUGGAGGAGUUAUGUACCGAAGGAUGUUAGUGAAGAUUUAUCACACUCAGAUACAAGGUUGUCAGUGAUGUUGAACGGAUUUGAGCUGCAUGUUUUUAACAGGUCACAUCUGUAUUCAAGGCUUGAAAAAGUUUUUGGAUUGAAAGCAAACAUUUUUCCUGAUGAUGGUAGUGUCCAGAAAAUUAAUGAAGAUCUAGACCAGUCAGAAAGUCAGCAUGAUAACUCAGCAGUGAGGAAACAACGACCGGAAGCUGCGAUGGCACGAACCUGGCGGGACCUGAUCCCGGUCAUAAAAUGCGACGUUUCAUCAAGUCGUUUGGUGUUCGGCAACCGUUUAAUCCCCACAACAUUGAGCAUCACCUUCGAAGAGUCCCACUUUGUGUAUUCGACCAAACCGGCCGUCUGCACCCUAGACAGAUUCAUGCACUUCGUCAAGUGCAAGGCGGAGAACGUCAAGGUGAUGCUGGCUCCCAGUCUGAAGUACACGGGCUUGUCGGACGAGCCGCCCCGUUACAUGGGCGAAGGUUUCGUUCUGAUGUCCACCAAUGACAUGGAGUUGUACUUUUACAUGGACGAACCCGGCCUGGUGCCCGAAGAACCGGUGCUGAUCACGCUGCCUAACGGCGACAUCGUAGAGUCUAGUCCGCCCCAAUGGGGCGUCGACAUUAAGUGCGGCAAAUCGACGAAUUUCAGCUACGGCCCGUGGGCCGACCGACAGCGUGAGCACCUGUUCAAGUUCUUCUAUCCGCAAGAUUAUCUGCCCAUGGAGGUGACCAAAACUCCAAAACCGGGCGAUAAACGACAAAUGCAGUCGUUCGACGUUAGGUUGGUAAUGCAAAACGAAGCCACCAUCGACAUAUUGUUCACCAAAGACAAGGAAACGAAUGCGACGCACAUUAACGUGGGACAGGGCAGUUAUUUGGAAGUUACGGUGCCCUGGAUCACCUUACAGGAUGGUUACACGACCAAAAUUAACGGGCAAUUGUUGCAUCUUGAAGCCACGACGAGUUUACAGUUCAGGGACUUGGUAGAGAGUGAGACUUUGGAGUUUUGCCUUCUUUGUCACUAUCCGUUGGUGUUCAACGACCACCAGUUGUGGGAAAUCAAUCUUACAGGCUGCAAGGCGACCGUCAACCUCAUCUUUGCCCACAAAUGGUUCUUUACUGAUUUAAUAAACGAUUGGUCGUCCAAGGCUCGUCCAGACUUAAUGCACUUCGUACCGUACACGUGGCGUAUAGGGCUCACUCUAAAACAUUGUGAGCUGAUCACCCUCGUCAAUCAGUAUAAUUGGAUCGACUGCAGCAGCGUGGGGCAACGCAACCGACUCGAAAAUACUCAAAUCGCCUUAUGCGCCCACUUCCUGCACCUCUCCUUUGACCUGCCUUUCGACGAGUUCUUACCCGACACCGUCCCAUUAAAUUUUGCCAUACAAGGCGAAAGUAUAGACCUCAGUUUGUUUAUCCCCGAGUUCCACACCAGCAGAAACAUAGUUUCUUCGUUGGAAAAGUACGCCAAAGUCUUAAGCAAGGACGGCUCCACCACCACAAAGAAAACUGAGGCCAUACCCAAGUGGAGGAAUGUUUGCUUGCAAAGCAUGGGCUGGGUGGACUUUUGGUGGGUGCCAAUUGGAGCCAUCAACAUCGUGUACACGUACCACCCUUGCCCACCUCUGGGGCCACAACCUCAAGCUGACAUUUCCACCCCCGUCAAAGAGGAAAUUCUCUUAUCCCCCAUCAGAUUCCCACAUCAAAACCGGGACAAUCGCAAAAGAAGUCCGGAGGGAGCCUACAAAUUCGAUCCCACCACACUGAAGGCUGACACGGUCAGCGUCGAAUUGGAAAUCGGUCCUUCCGUGUUGUUGUUGUACGGUACUGCCUUGAAGAACUUCAUGAACUUCAAAGAAAACAUUUUCGGCGAAGAUCAAGCCUUUACGGACAUGCAACGUUCCUCGGAGUCCGCCGAGAUGAAAACUGAAGACAGUUCGGCUAAUUUACCGCUGGAACUGCGUGGCGACUUCGACCACCGAGAGUACCGACCUCUUGAAGUCGACGUUUCAAUUAUAAUGCACGACAUCCAAGCCCACCUUUUAAAGAAUUGUACAGAAAAGGAUCCACCUUGUCCGGUGAUUUUGGUGGAACGUUUCGGCUUUGAAAUGAAGAAACGGUACGACCAAACUGAGCUGCAGCUGCUGCUCAGCCCUGCGGUACUUCUAGUAUCCGAUAAUUUGAACAGGGCCUCCACGGAUAAACAUUUGAACCAAGGGAAACUCACUUUAUCUUCACUACAGAUUCGAGGACACGCAAUGUUCUCUGACGUGGGCCAAAGCUUGGAUCAAGACACCAUAGAAUACGCCUGGCUUGUUGAGAUACAACUAGGAAAGCUGAGUGGCAAAAUGACGACGCCUCAGUUGUACUCUGUACUGGCCUGUUUGGAAACCUUGAUACUCCUACUCAUGGACGACGAGAACGAACUUAACUCUCCGAAGAGCGACGUAGUUUUAAACGAGCCUGUAGUCAAACCUGUAAAAGACGUGCAAGCAAUACAACCUCUCAGGUACAUGACGGAUAAGUCCAAUCAACUGGUAAACAGCAUAAUGGGCAGCCACGCCAAGUCCAAUCAGAACGCACAGAACUUAAAGAAAACUGAGGACAAACGCAAAGACGACGAGAACAAAAAAGGUUCGAUAAGAAGCAGCGUCAUUCCAACAGCUUCGAACGAGGAACAACCGGAAGUUUACGGAGAACAUAAACUCAAGUACAAGUUUUGUCGGGUCACAGUUGACGCCUUGGACUUCUGGCUGGUGGAAUCUGGGGCUGCUUUACAACUAUGGCUUUCACCAGUGAGAUUGGCGAGUUGCAACCUGCACGGCAAACAAGUGAGCUCCGGUCUUAGUUGCAUAGUUUACGGCAUGUCCUUGAGGCAGUUAGUAUGGCAUCCGCACAAAUAUAAUCAUUGCAAAGUGAAUAUCGACAGCCCGGACUUGUGGUUGGAAGUUGGCGCCGCAAAUUUCGGCCCCGUCAUCAUCGAAUCGGCCAUCUCAUCCGACAUCAAAGAGCAAAACAUGCAUCAAGAACAGCAGAAAUUCCUCAAACGCCACGACGACAAAUUGAAGAAAUUGUGGUUCCUGUGGCCAGAACUGAACAAAACGACGGCCAAGUGUGGCUGCACCGGCGGCUGCGCAUUCUUCGGCGCCAACCGGAACGGCACCCGUUUCUUCAAGCCGUCCAAGAGCGACGUGGAGGAAGGCGUGAACGUGGCGGCGUUCAGGGUGAACGAGCCGGGCAAGGAUCCAGGCUACGGGCAGAGUAUUUUGCAUGAAGGACAGCUGUUGUUCAGGACUCCACCUUACGUUUUGAAUGAAAUAAGCCUGCAAGACACGUUGACGCGUCCCAAGCCGCAGAGGAAGCAUUCGGGUAGUCCACGCGUUGCCCACCUGGAGCGUUGCACUUCGGUGGAGAAGGAUGCUCAGAGUUAUUCUAGUCCUGGCAAUUCGGCCGAGAGAAAAGUUAAUCGACGAUUCUCCUCCACUUCUAUGAGGAGCGCAAAUUUGAAGGAAGUACCGUACUCAAGACUGAUAGAAGCUAGUGCCGCCAAUCUGCCCACCAAACUAGACAGCGAUUCGAAACUGCACGCGGAAAAAAGCAAAUUAACUGUGUCCGGAGACGUAGACCUGUUACCGAAGAAUAGUGUGUCCGAUUCGAAGCUGGCUGUCGACUAUUUCAGCAAUGCACAGCCAGAAAUCAAAGAAAUCUACACUAUAGCCAAUCAAAACAGUAUCGGAAGCGACGUGUCAGCUAUUCACCGAGGUAACGUGUCAUUCAACGCCUCCGAGUCACACCACUCUUUGGGAGAGACCAAGGAGGAACGAUUAAGACUUGAGCAAAUUCAACGUACGACGUCCAUAUCCAGCGAAAACCAAUCGGAGGCUUUCUUCUCCGCUGACGAAGACUUGAAUUACUCCCGCAGUUCGAGUCUCAGGAACUCCAUACUGGGUCCGAGUGAAAUAUUGACCAGACAAGAUAGUAACAGCGUGCCACCACAAAGGAAAAAGUUUUCAAGUGAGCUGAGCAUUGCCACAGACAGAAACAGCCACAAAACCAUACCUAUAACUGCCCCAGGUUCAGCCCCUGAAACCACCUGCAUGCGUCUGUCCUCUCACAGAAGUGAUCAUGAGAUCCAUACGCCUGAGCAUCGUACUCAAGUGGAGGAUAGAGGGAGGAACGUACAAGGCUUGGUGACUCCCCAUCGUUACCCCACUGCCAGAUCUGUUAGUCCAAGAAUGCCACAAAAACUUCCAGAUGGCCCUGAGGUGCAAGACACCCUGCUCAAUGACUCUUUAGGCGACUCCUCCGACAGUUACAGCAACACCAGUUACGUAUCUGCGCAAGGCAGCCAGGAGGACUUCACCUUGGUGGAUCUGCACAUGCAAGUCAAUAGACUGAUCGUCGACUCACCAAUGUUGAUGUCCAGCUACGUUACACACUUGGGCCAGUUGAAAUGCAGCAACUGGGACAGCAAGGGAAAGGAGGACCAGUUUUCCAUGCCCAUGUUCGAGAAGAAUGAUCAAGAUAAACUGGUUUACUCAGGCGGUAGAUUUGUGCCCUACAUGGAGAACUUAAGCGAUGGUAUAACAUCUUUGAAGAUGGUGGCUAAGAGCGAGAUGACGCAGAAUCAGAACAAGACGCCGACAUCUCCGUACGUACACGUCUGGGACCAGGAAGAAGGAGACAACGAUUCGGGAUCGUUUCAAGAGGAAGAGCUGUUGGGUGCUUACGGAGGGGACGCCAGCUCUAGAACUACAGUCAUUGUCAAACUUAAAGGCGAUUUGGAUGUUAUGAUCUGUCCUCUGCUUUUGGAAACGAUGCAACGAUUUGUGGACGCUUUAACUCCAACAGUAGCAAAUUUGCACCCUCUAACAAUCAUCAAUCACCUACACACGUCUUGUGUGGGUCAAGUCGAAGCGGCAAAUGUUUUAAAAACCACAGAAAAUGUGGCGAAACUUUGUCAUCCCAGGAAGGACGGAACUGAUGCCCAGGACGGCGGAAUCUAUGAGGAAACAAUAAAAACACAAACUCAAUGCGCGUUGUACUUGCCCAAAGUGAACGUCACCUUGUUGCAAGUAUCCAUUGUUGAGGAAAUUAUAUCGUUCUCCGCUUUGGACAACAUCAAAGAUCUGACUUGCGUUUCUAUGUUCUCCGUGUGCUUCGACAAUGUUUCCGCCAAGCUGCACUGCGACAAACAAGCCAGGGAAGUGCUACAAAGGAUAAUGCGACCUGCUGUCGUGAGUGGGAACAAAAAAGGAGGCAACCGGGCCAAAAUCUUGUUGGGUCUACAAACCCACACAAAUUCUGACGUGAUCCAAGGCGAGCCAGCGUACGUGGAGAGUUGUGAAGGACAACAGCAACAAUUGGUGGUUUGUUUGAGCGUUGGCAAGGCGCACGCCCAAUUGAGGCGCCUGAGGAAUGAGAGCUCCAUUCUGGAUGACGCUGUGAUCACAGCAAUUCCGCCCUAUAAGUCCAGAGUUUUGUUCACUCUAGCCAAAGUUCGUCCUAUUCACAGGGGGCUGGAGUACUACAUGCAGCCUGGAACAACUCCGGAAGUUUUGACGUCGAACGAAACCGAUAUCGAAGACAAAUUGGGUUUCAUAAUGUUUGAAUGUGGACUGGAAGGUGUGAAUUUAAAGGUCGUUAAGAAGUCCCAGUUUGAGCAUGUCGAAUGUAAUAUCACCACACAAACGGAAGUGAAUUCUGAAACCAGAAAAUCCAAGGAGGAUUUGGACCAAAGUAGCACAGCAACCCCAAAACUAAACGAUAACAAAACUAACAACAAACCAAGUGGUCAAACACCGAAGCUGAACGAACGAGCCCAAGAGGAGGAAACGACUAAACCCGAAGCAGGAGACGUAAAACCUGAAGGCAAAGAAACUGCCAUUCUAGCCAAAGACAACGGCAACGUCUCCUCCUGCAUAAUCGAACUGAAAGUGGUGUGGUUUAACUUCGCAGCCCCACCACGUGCCCCGAUCACUAGAAAAAUAGACUACACACGCCUCGAUUGGAACCUACUGAGCACCGCCUCCCCGUCCAUCAAGGCGUGGAUGAACCCCAGCAACAGACUCGCCAUUCGGGUCGUUCACAUGGUCAGGACGAUGUAUCGAAGAUCCACGGCCACCGUGGCGUGCCUUAUGGCAGAAACGCUCGACAAGGAAAGAAGCUGCCACACAUUAACGAAGAGUCGAUACGGAAAGCUAACGCCGAUGGCACAGACGUUGCAGGAAGAUCCGAGCUUGCAAUUGUGCUCAAUUUUGCAGAAGUAUUACUUGAGCACUGAUCCCAGUCAGAUUGAAGUCAAUUUACGGGAGUCUGAGAUUCCUCAGUUGUUUAUUUUAAGACAGGGAGUAAUAGUGUUGAGUAGACAAUGGAAGAAUAUCUUGUACACUCCAUUAUUCACCCAAAACACAGUAAAAACAAGAAUCAAGCCCAUGAACGUGACAAUUCCGAUUCAACCCAACAUACAGGAGCAGGAAACGUGUCUGACCGAUGGCGAGGCGAGUGGCAACGAGGAGACAGACAUCACCGACGAGCACGCCCGCUUGCUGCACGCCGGUAUCAUUCUAAAACCGAACGCUCAUAGAACCAUGGUGGCGACCAAGGAGAGCCUAGUGGGAGCUAUGCAACCGUCACCGCGUCUCAACUACGGCGAUAGUUCCGUGCACACCCCUCAGGUGGCCGUCGUAUCUGGAGGCGUGGAAAGCGUGCUUACGUCACCUAGUCCGCCAGUUCCGCACCGCAAAAGGAGGAAGAGUCUACAGCCGAUACAGCCGCCGAACAGUAGUCGUGCUAGCGUCGUCGUUCCAUUGUUGAACACCAAUCCCUUUGUCAGUAAGAGGCUUGUAGACGACAAUUAUGGUGCGUUGAGGGAGGAUAGACAGGCGAUGAGCUCAGAUCCCAGCGACAUCUGCAGCCAGUCAAGCAACGAAUUGCCGACCAGUCCGGUGCACAAAAACAACCAGCAGGACACCAACCAUUAUUCGGAAGACCUGUACAGCUGGAUGGCGAAACAGGAUACGACCGGUGGUAAUCUGGAGGGUUGUCUGGAGUCGAAAAUCGAUACCAUGCACACCGAGUCAUCCGGAGAUGCGGGCACUUUACCCAAAGAAGAGGUGGCUGUUCCUGAAUUGCCCAUGUAUCACAUUCAGGAUUCUGUUAGGUUUUUGGACGCCAAUCAGAUUUUCCAGCCUUUGCUAAGCGGCCUUGGGGUGAUGCCGCAGCAGUUGAGAUUUACCACAAUGACCGAUUCAAAUGCAGGUAAUGACGUAACAACAUUGGACGCACUGGGGUCCAAUUUCUCUCUAGUAGGAAACAUGGAGACCUUAAGGAUUGAUAUUGUGGUCUCAGAACAUGGGAAGAUUGAAAAGAAGAAGGGCAAAAAAUCGUACAAGAAGCUGUUCAUUGAAAUUACCGGUGACGAAUCACCGGCCUUCGUCUGCGAAAAAGUUGGUGUCGAAUUAGAAAUCGAAAGGAUGACUGACAUGGCCGUAAAUGAAAUGAUUCGUACGAAACACGUUUUGUACAUUUCUAGAGGACAGUUAAAGAAUCACACGAGUACCGUUAUCAACUUUACCAUAGGUGUUAGGACAAUACACCAAAGAGUGAAUAUGCCUUUACUCAGAUUGUUACAUCAAAUCAGUAACAUGUACCAGAACGUCAAAGACACUCAAAACGAACUGAGAGAACAACAACCAGUGGAGAUCAGAAGACCAAAAACGAGUGCCAGUGACCACGUGGACAUCAACAAACACCACUCAUCCAGUGAUUAUGCCAAAUUGUUUGAUUAUUCCUCCUUACAAAGGCCUAGGACCUCCGACUAUACCUCUUCGGAUUUGUUGCAAAACGCACAAAACAUCAUGGACGUGAAACAGUUGAGUCUGAAAAUCUCCGAUCCGGGUUCCUUUGGCUCUCAACAAAAACCGGUGAUUUCCCCGUCACCUAGUUUAAGAUCCAGACCUCAGAGUUUUGCACAGAAGUUACGAUCUACAGGAAAAAGCGUCAAAGGAUACGUAAACUUGAGUGAAGGAGCAGGAACGCCGAUGACAAUGUCGAGUCCCUCCGGCUCCGCCUUAGAACAUGCAACGGUGUCGUCAGAUAAAAGUACUGGAAGGUGUUGGAAAAACAUCUACCACUUGUUGGAUUUGUACGCUGACAUGUCUGACCGCAAGACCAUCAAACAUAGGUUUUCAGUAGGCACCUACGACAUAUCUGAGCAUUAUAAGGGCAACAGAAAGUACGACAUAUUGGAGGAAAUGAAGUCUUCCAACGAUUUGGACAAAGUUGAAAGCACACCACCUUUGUACAACAGAGAUUCGACCCACAACGUAGCAAAUAAUGAGCAUACAAAGUUGGUGGUGUUUGGCGUGGCCAAAAUCCAUCGCACUAAACUAUUGGCCACACUAUCCGGCCUGAAACUGGAGGCAGAAAUCACCAGUUUACAUUCCAGUUUAACUGUGAGGAAAAAAUCAAUACCGCAGAUACUAGAGUGCUCAUUAACUGGGCAAAUAGGCAGAACUAUGAUUGUUUUAUUAGAGGGCGUGGCCCCGAAUCAACAGACUGUUGUUAAAGUUACAAUCGGUAAAUCCCAGGCCUUGUAUUCUAGUAUUACCAAACGUUCCAAGGACAAAAACUCGGGACUGUUAACAGUGGGGGCAGUGAACAUAGAAAUACCUCAACAUCCUGUGGCACUACAUGGAAUGGUAACAAGAGGAAGCAAGCAACUUAGUUCAACUCUGCAAGAAUUGCGAGUCGCCAGGACCUCCAGUCGGAUGUCUAGAGGUGUACAACCUGAGGACGACCUACAAAGCUCACCAAACCAUCAAACCAGAGACGUUCCAUUAACUACAACCACCCCUAAACCUCCUGUUCAAGAAAAGAGUUUGCUGCAGCCUUUAAUGAUGCAAUUCUCGGUGAUACUGCAAAGUUUAAGCAUCAGCGCCGCCUUGUUGCCUUCCUUACAGGCUCAGUAUAAAAUGUUCCACGUUAAUAGUACAGGUUUUACCGGUAGGAAGGCAAAAUUCACCAUCGAUUUACCCAGGCACUCACUGAGCUUCAAUACCAAGCUCCAAAACCUGAACCAAACUCAAAAAACAGACGCAAACCUACCUUCGGAAGCUAGCAUUGCACUUCCUGCCGUGCACGUGGCUGCUGAAUAUAUCUCCGAACAUGCAGCUGAUGGACAACGCCCCCUGGAAGGACUGGUCUUCAGACAAGGUGGCUAUUUGAACGCUACCGCCGACAUAGGAGUCUUCGAACACAGUUUAACCACCGAUUUGCUGAAUCAUCUCGUCUUCGUCCAAAAGGUGUUCAUGAAAGAAGUCAACGAAGUUGUACAGAAAGUCUACGGAGGGGAACGACCAGUUGCCAUUUGGCUGGAGGACAGUGAAGAGCAGUCCUCCAGUUUAAGCCGCAUUCUAUUUUCCUUAGCCAUCAAAAUACAAAGAAUACAACUAACUGCAACGACAGCAGGUAACUCUGCGGUGAGAUUAGAAACUGGUUCAGUCGUGUUCGAGCUGUCCAACAGGGUGCAGAACGUGUCCGGGGCUGCACAGAGUACUGCAGCGAGAUUGUUCGGAAAGGCCGAAGUCACGUUGAAUUUAUCCCUUGGGCAGAUCAUUAGGAACAUUGUUUUUGAAGAGGCAGACACAGAGUACCAACACGUGGCCUUCUUCCAUACAAAAAUUGGGUUGAGGAAUGCCUUCCAAGGUGAAAUCGUCGAAGGGGAAGACAAGGAAGUUAUAUUAAUAACUUUAAAACGUCCCCUAAUCUACAUACAACCCUCUGCUAUCGACAAGGCCAUACUUGUGUGGCUUAAUUAUAAAAAUGCUUAUGAUUAUUGGAACGAAAAGCGGGCCAAUUUGAACAAAGAAGUGCAAACUGCCACUCAACAGGUCUACGAGAAGUUCCAAUUGGGGCAGUUAACUAGUCAACUGGGGGCGCAACACCUGGGCACGUUGUUCCUGCAACUAACUGUCGAAGAUAUGGGCAUCUGUUUGCCCUUAAAUCCCUUACCUUUGUCCUGGAAUCAGAGGAAUUACGAAGACAGUCGUGGGGCUGUCGUUGUCACUCUUGAAAACACGAGCAUUUCAGCUUGCAGUUCCGGCUCCCUGGUGAGCAAAGGCAAGUUCUCCAACUUGUGCCUGCGAUUCGCCGAAGACUUCGAGGCUUCCCUGGAUGACUGGAUGCCGGAUAUGAACGACAACGCAAUCAUGAACUUGUGCGUGGUCAGCGACGGCACUUACGAAGUAUGCAGCCGCACUAUAGCCGCCAAACAAAUCAAUGAGAACGCCAAAUGGUUCCUGAACGUGCAAUGGCAAAUGGAAGGUGUGGACAUCCACCUAGACACGAACGUGGGCAAACAACUCUCCGCCCUAGGGCACACGUUGACUACAAUAACUGGCGCCGAAGACAAUCCGGUGCCAGAUGACUUUGACAGCGACGAGGACGAACCUACGGACGGCACGAGGGCGUCACAAGAAAGUAUCUUGCCCGCCUUCAUGUACGACCCGAAUUUAGACAACAAAAGCCGUUCAAAACUGAUUGAAAAAGAAAUGAGUGAACAGGCCAAAAUUAUAGACGACCUGCGAGUCUUGGGAGCAUCGCACGGUAUCAUUAAACAAGAAAUGAAACGUUUCCACGAACUGGAAUCAAUGGUUUCGAAGGAUUUCCGACGCGACAUGAUACAGAAGCUCAGAAGACAGAGUGUGAGGUCGUCCACGUUGAGGAACAAGUUUGGAUUAGGUAAAACUAACGCAGCCAGAUCGAAGAGCUUUGUGGCGGCCAGCACGAUGCCGGAACAGGAAAGCCCGGAAAGUGUGAAGGCAGGAAUGACCAACAACUCGAGUUACGAAAGCUCACCAAGAGCUGGACCAUCCCGCUCCGCCUCCCUGAGAGUGAAAGCAGCAGACAUCGGCCCCCGAGUGACUUUCAGCGACACAUCCACCAUGUGCAGACAAACAUCUUUGCCCAGCGCCAGCUCAGAGAUGAGUUUGCCAGAGUCUAAUUUAGAUUGGGUAGACCAUUUAGAAAUAGAUGGGGUUAAUGUGCCGCUACGUAACAAGAUGCCAGCUUCCUAUGAAUCAAUGGACGAGUCGCUUAUGGACUCGCCUUUGGACCAGACUUUGCCCACGUCGUUCACGUCAGGUUUGAACCAGUCAGUCGGUAUGAAACCGCAAGAACCCAACAUCGAUCUAGAAUUAGACGUCAAGGUAUUUAUUAAUAGUGGAAAAUGUGUUUUGCACACAAAAGACUCAACGAAAGACGAAGAAAUAAAACUGACGAGGAUGAGGAAGGAUAGAAGUUGUUCUGCGGGGCUGUUAGAGUUUCCACCCACCAAUUCUAGUCCUGACGCCACUAGACGCAACAAAGACAAGUACCAUGGACAAUCCAGCAGUGGAAAACUUAGAUCAACGCCACACGGUUCACUUGUCGAUUUGACUAUCUUCCACAUUCCUGGUAUGGACGUUAAGCUGCACUAUCAGAGCAAAGUGGUGAGCGUGGACACGCCAGAUCAAGGGCAGCCAACUCCAGAUUUCGACAGAGCCUUCUCCUCCAGUGGCUACAAGAGUUCCGAAUCAGACCAAAGCCGCAUCGAUAGGGCAUUCGAACGACAAGACUCCCAAGAAUUAAAGCUCUCCUCCUCAUUGCAGGGCAUCACAAAUCCCAACUACGGCUGCAGCCCAACGUCCAGUCGAACCAGCCUGGACGACUUACAGUUUGGAGGUUCCGUUUCACCGCAAGACACUUUCAAAGCCACGUCGGCACCGGUUUUCAAAAAAUUCGGCGUCAAAAAGGCGUCUUUGUUCGCCUGGAUGACGCUACAAAGUGUGCCGGAGGAGACGAUAAUCAGUCCUCACAUUUUGGAGUUUUUGGAACAAACGCUCGAACCAAUACCUAAAAUAAUUCCGACAACGGAUUCGUCGUUCCCUCAUUCGGAUCAGGAUUUAACAAAUUAUGGCAAUUAUGUUUACGCCAGUUUCCCUGUAGAUGUUAUAGUUUAUUUCCACAUGCAGCCCAGCACUUUCCGUUUCAGUUGCUUACCAGUUUCUCGAGUGGAAUGUCUGCUGCAAUUACCCAGUCUGGAUAUUGUCUUCAGUUCCAAACGUGCCGAAGACGAACUCUUUUAUAGUGAGUUUCCAGCAGCGGCAAUCGGUGGACUGAGUGUUACAGCAUGUUUAUCCGACUUCUCUGUUUAUAUUUUCCACCCUUAUGGUGGUAAAAAGACGGCUUUGAAAGAAGCACAAUGGUCACCUCUUUCCGAUAGUGAACGAAAGGAUUCUUUGUCCGUUAACGUGGAGUUUGUAAAAAUCCACUUGUCACGUUCCAGGAUGUUUAAUUUGAAACAAGAAAUGGCGAGGAAAGGAACUGAUCAAAGCAAGGCAGUUAUCCGAUUUUCCACAAUAAUAGAUAUAGGUUCAGCUUCGUUCAAGUACGACAUGCGACGACUGACGGAGAUCCUGGCGUUCCCCAAGGCGUGGUACCGACGCUCCAUAGUCAGACGGAUGUUCCUCGGCGACUUGAGCAUGCACGCCAUGUACAACGACGAAGAAGACACGAUAACAACGGAUAAUUCACCUGGUACCGGUCGAAAAACCGAUAAAUCCCCUCUUUUAAACAGUAAAGACAAACUUAAACUAGGUUUCGAAAACGAUCAUCAACGUCACAGAAAGGUAAAAGACAUAGGCAAGACGUUCAGCACUGAAUCAGCGAAGGCCGACACUCCCAGUCCAUCGGAGCACAAGAACCUGACCACGUGGGAGACGUGCGUGCUGCUCACCGUCAACUUCAAGAAGCUGAAUGUGCAUAUGAACAUGGGCAACGUUAUGGGGAACGUUUCGUGGUUGACCAAGGAGUUUAGAAGCGAUGCGAGGUUGAGCAUAGGCUCGACGGGGCACAAGAACCUGUACAUCGCCCUAGGACUGGGCGGCUCCGGCCUGGACGCCAAAGGAGGUAUCGUAGGUGGUAACAUAGAGAUUGCCACCAUCGACACUUUCAUACACAUCCGGGAGGAACCUGACAUUGAGCCUGACCACACUGUAGGAGUUAAAUUACACGCCCUUGAGCUGAGAUUGGAUUACAUGGGGACGAGCGUCUUAAUGUGUCGAGUCAGUGACUUGAAGGUUAACUUGAGGGACGAGUGGAAAUUGAAUCGUGCCACGAAUAGAGACACGUUUAUACCAACUAGAAGGCCGGCGAGUAUUUUCAUGCACGGCGAUUUAAGUUGGGACCAACUACAGAUGAUGAUCAGCAAGUCCACCACCGCAGACUUGCUGAAAAUGUUUAACAAACUGGAAGAGUUCUUUUCGCAGCAGUUCAACAGUAGCAAGCGUGCUUUUAUAAACAUUUCCGGGUCGUCGCGUAACAGGAUGUCAGUACAGAAACCGGUGACUGCGCAGCAACAACAGGCAUCAACGGACGCCAGGCACCACCGACAUUGGCAGAAGGUUUUGGCACAAGUUGCAGGCUUGCAAUUAACCACCAUGCACGUACCAUUACCGCCCUACGGCACCGUCCUGGGCGGUACCAUGGAGCUGCAUGGCAACAACAUUUCCCUCGCCUGCUUCCACGGCAUCAACUUCAAGAGCAAGUCGUGGGCGCUUUUCAGUUUAAAGGAGCCAUGCAUUAAUUUCAAUACCGAGAGUCAGGAGAUACCUUCAACAACCGAGAGUGCACCAGCACAAGACGUCCACAUAGUACAAACGUUAACGUGCAGCUUAGGCCUGAGCACCUACAAGACGCACAUGUCAAUGGCUACAGUCUGCAAAGUAUCCAGAACAGUAAUUUUCCCUCCACAGUUCAAAACGUUACAAGAGUGGUUCCAUUACGCCUUCGCAAACAGCCCCAUAGACGAAGUGGACAAGUUUCCGUCGUUGGAACGUGAAAAAAUGGACGGCAACAACUCAAUCGAGAGGUCAAGAAGCGGAGCUAAAUUGGCCGACCCCAACCACAACAGAGAGGUGAUUUUUUCGGUGCCCAGUUUGCAGUUACACUUAAAAACUGAGCACCUACAAACUGCGAAAAUACCGGACGCCCAGCAGGACGAGAAACCGACGGUUGAAUGUAGUUUUAUCACUGAGUUUGAGGAUCAUAUUUUCGUAACGGUUGAUGCAGAGGCGUUUUUCUUUUUGCACGACCUCAUCACCUCUUACGUGAAUGAGAAGGAACGAGUUUUGGGAUCGUCUGAGAAGCGUUCCAGUAUGGACCAGGACAAGUUCAAGACCACCCUGAGUGAAACACCCAAAAAGGGAUCAAUCGACGUGGAUAUUUUCGCCAAGGAUUGGCGUAACUACAACUGCAAAACGUGGCACUUGGAGCCAACAGUUCGGCUUCUAAGUGUUGCAGGAAAGUACAUCGAACCGUACGGCAUCGAUUAUAUAUUGCAAAAGUUAGGAUUUUCGCAUGCGAGGACGACCAUUCCGAAAUGGAUGCAGAGGGGUUUUAUGGAUCCGUUGGACGCGAUUCUCGCCGUGUUGACACUGAAGAUGGUGCAGGUGGUAAAGGGAGACAAAAAAGAGGAGAAGGAAAAGGCGGUGGAACAGAAAAAAUGAAUUUGUUGAGGGCUUUGAAUUUACUAGUCCGUAGUUUAAUAUUCUAUUUAAAUAAUUGUUAUAUAUUAAGGUGUAUAUUUUCUGUCUUUAGGCUGUUAUAUUUAUUCCUAUUUAUUUCUAACUAUAUAAUCAAUAAAAUUAUAUAACAUGA